This is a messenger RNA of Naumovozyma castellii, 1554 nucleotides long. It is a transcript of the gene RQT4, whose product is annotated as Rqt4p. NCBI's taxonomy places the organism in Eukaryota, Fungi, Ascomycota, Saccharomycetes, Saccharomycetales, Saccharomycetaceae. Bases 1 to 1554 code for a protein of 517 amino acids. The record is from RefSeq and is a predicted model, not a curated record. The transcript has a single exon.
AUGACCAAAACCCAAGCAAUUCAAUAUGCGCUAACAAAAGUUCCAGAGAUCCUGCCGUUGGAACAAGAUGAUGUAAAGCAACUCUGUGAAAAUAUUAUAAGCUCCAGCCACAACCCUGAAGCGAUUGCACAGGGAUUCUUAGAUAUUCUGGGUCACGAUGACUUGUCCUUUGAAUUUGUCAUGAAAUUCAAUGAGCUGUUGGGUGAGACUGAAAAGCCAGUGUCUCCAUCAGUCAAUGAAGCAAUUUCUGAACAAAUUAGCAAUCCUCCUUCUAGGACAACCUCUAAGACAAACCUGCGGAAUGAAAGGAAAAAAACGACAAAUUUAAAACCAGCUAACGGUCAAUUAGUGUCAGAUGUAAUAAAAGAACCUUCCAGAGCGAAACAAUCCAAACAACCGAGCAAACAAUCAAAAUCAACGAAAUCAAAAACCGUCCAAUCUCUACAAGAAAUUGAUGAUGCCGUAAGAUUCUUGGAGUUGGACGAAAAAAAUGUAUCAUCUUCAGGGAAGUAUAUCUGUAAUUGUCAAGGGUUGAGACAUCCAAUAUUCGAUAUUGCUCCCAACUGUUUAUCCUGUGGAAAAAUAAUUUGCAUUAAAGAGGGUCUUCAUUUGAAUAAUUGUUCGUUUUGUGGUACUGAGCUGAUUCCGAUUGAAGAAAGAGUGAAAUUGAUACAAGUAUUGAAAGAUGAAAAGGAGCAAUUGAAUGAAGAAACGGAAGCAAGAAAGACUCAACAGAAACAAGCUUCUAGAAAGCCAGUAAAAACCUACAAGAUAUCUUCCGGGAUGGGCAAGAACUUAUUUACUGAACAAGAUAAAUUGUUUGAUUUUAUAGAAAGAAAGAAGGAAAGAGAACGGAAACUUCAGGAAGUCCUAAAGGAUAAGGAACGACAUGAAGAGGAAAUCCGGAAAGCAGAUGCUAACAAACUAGAAGAGGAAAACAAAGACAAAGAUUUGAUAGCUGCACAAGACCGUUUAGAAAAACUAUUACAUUUUCAGGAUACCUCGGCGGAACGUACAAAAAUUAUUGAUAAUGCAAGCGAUUUUAGUAUGUCCGAUGAAGCAGGUCUAUGGGGUUCCGCACGAGAAAGGGCCCUAAUGCUAAAGAAGCAACAAAGAAACUUAAGGAAGUGGGAGAAGUUAGAGAAUGAAAGGAAUGGUAAACGUGAUAAGUAUGUCGUUAGCAUGGACAUUGGCCCCAAUGGUAAGGUUACUAUGAAGGAGGUUUCAAAAGAUAAAGGAAACGUUUUUGCUGGAUCUGAUGACGAAUUAGAUGAGAUAAGUGAUGAAGAAGAUGCAGAGGACUUACGCGCCAUUAAGAACCUGAAGAAGGAAAUAACCGAAAAUAAGGAGUUGGAGACUUCUGAGUUGCAAUCCAGUACUUGGGAUUACGAAAAAGACCAAAAGAAGUUCCAGCGUCUUAAGUAUGUUGGCAAACCCUCAUCUCCAGAUUCUGAGAAAGACGAAGAACCACCAACUAGCGAAUGGAAAUCAAGAGUACAGAUAUCUGCUGAUGAUAAAAAUGCAUUAGAGGAAAAUAUUCUUGCAGUUUUGUAG